AUGGAUCUUGUGAAAUUUGAUCCAAAAAUGACUGAUGCAACCGGUUGGGUGAAAAUGGUUGACGGAUGGAUUCGCCGUUAUAAUCCUGAUGAUUAUAAAGUGAUCCAGCAUUUGGCGAAAGCGUUUAAGGACGAAGCGGCUCAGUGGUUCACGGGUAUGGAUCCGUCAGGGAAAACCUGGGUGGAAAUACGAUCUGAAUUUUUAAGUGUGUAUGCGAAGAAUAAGAACGUUGCGUCGGAACUGCACACGAUUUGGGCGGAGGACGCAGAGUUUACGCUGGAAAACUUCAUGAAGAGAGGGAGAAAGUUAAAAGCGUGGCUCAAAGAAAGAACAACAGUGGAUGAGACCGCCGCUCAACUAGCAGGAUUGUCGUAUUCGGCACAAAAUAGAUUCGUUCGCAACAUAUUUGUCCGCGAAUCACCAAAAAGCUUGCAAGAAGCGAUGGCGUACCUCGAUGGACGAACGACCGACUACCAUCAACCGCGUGCAUCCUCCAGACUCCCUGGUCCACAUACCAAGAUUUUGGCGCCGCGAGAUGGAAAGUCGCAUCGUUUUGACGUCGAGUGCUACAAUUGCGGAAGAAAGGGACAUCGGAAGGCCGAAUGUCGCUCAGCUCUGCGGACACAGAGUGGCAGUUAUUCUCGAGACAGCAAGGGAACUGACAGUAGAGGUUUGGGUACAAGGAGAUCGGUAACCUGCUACAACUGUAACGAAGAGGGAAACAUUGCCCCGAGUUGCCCAAAGAAGAACGAGAAGGUAGUGAGGCUUUGUAAAUCUACCUCCACUGAGAAUACUUUGAACCUCGCUGACGGUAAGGUCUUGACGUUCAUCUUCGAUUCUGGUUCGGACUGUUCUCUUGUAGCAGAGAGUUUGGCAGAGAGAUUGCCUGGUAAAAGAAAAGCCGUUUGUAUGCGUUUGAGGGGCAUAGGAAAUGGGUAUGUAGAUUGCCGUGAAAUGAUCUCCGUGUGUGCAGAGUUGAAUGGUAUCAACGUUGAAAUUGAUUUAUAUGUCGUACCGGACGAAAGUUUGUCCAUGAAAAUAAUUUUGGGUCAAGAAUUGUUGGCAAAUGGUGUCUCAGUCACGUUAGACGGAACCAUGGUUACAUUUGCAAAAUUAAACAAAUUUGUUGGCGCGUGUGCUGUAACAACUAAUUCUGACACCGUAGAUUGCGAUAUGGAUAACAUGAGAGAAUCACUUAUAAAAUUGUUGAAACUGUACGAGGAACAUAUGAGCGUUGAAGCUCCUAAGAUUCGUGUGACACCUGAGAAGACCUUAUAA
This is a messenger RNA of Diprion similis, 1278 nucleotides long. RefSeq lists its product as uncharacterized. Bases 1 to 1278 code for a protein of 425 amino acids. Gene Ontology annotation, cellular component: cytoplasm. The record is from RefSeq and is a predicted model, not a curated record. The transcript has 2 exons. Gene Ontology annotation, molecular function: zinc ion binding; single-stranded RNA binding; translation regulator activity. NCBI's taxonomy places the organism in Eukaryota, Metazoa, Arthropoda, Insecta, Hymenoptera, Diprionidae. Gene Ontology annotation, biological process: positive regulation of cytoplasmic translation.